This is a messenger RNA of Galdieria sulphuraria, 315 nucleotides long. RefSeq lists its product as uncharacterized. Lineage: Eukaryota; Rhodophyta; Bangiophyceae; Galdieriales; Galdieriaceae. The coding region runs from base 45 to 263 and encodes 72 amino acids. The transcript has a single exon. The record is from RefSeq and is a predicted model, not a curated record.
UAACAUCACAAAAAAAUUUUUCAAUACCUUGCAUAUUAUUGAGUAUGUCAGAGGUCGGGCUUUCGUUUUGCAUAUUUUGUGAAACAAAGAUGGAAAUGAAAUUGAGUUCAAAAUUGACGUGGCCAUUUGUGGGAUUCUUAUGUUCCCUCUUCUUCGACAGACAACUUUUUCCAAUUAACUCCUAUAGUUACAUUAUUCAUGUUUAUUGUUAUUUCGAAUCUUUCAUACAUAUUGUUUUUCCGUUGAUGCGCAUGGAAGAAUAAAGUUUGGUUAUACAAAGGCAACUAGAGAUAUAAUGAAAACACUUUGAAAAUG